AUGACAAACUAUUUGGUACAUAUUUUGCAUGAGAUCGUGUCUGAUCUAAUGAUCGGAGGCUUUAUGGCAGCACUGUUUAUACUGGCGCUGUUCCACAAUUUAUUCUCCUCGCAUAUAUUUGGUAAUAAAGAUCCGCGUGAUGUAAGGAAGUCAUCCACUAAGAUAUAUCCAGAGAGACACAAACACAACAAGUCUCAUGGCAGAGAGAAGUCUCACAAUCGCGGGAUGUCCACAUCCUCAACCACACCUUUGGAUAUAGAGGUUGAUGAGGACAAUAACAUAGAGUACGAUAAUACCAUCACAGGGUCUCCAGAACCUUCUACGCUGAAUGAAGAUAGCUAUGAAGAAAAUAGGCAAUUUUAUUUAAACAAUAUCACCGAGAAUCCCUUCGACAGUAUAUCAGAAGUUGAAGAUUCACAGUUAGUACCGAAUCUUGAGUAUUACUACAGCCAAUAUAAUAUCGAGAUCGAAACUUUUAGAAUUGAGACAAAAGAUGGAUAUAUAAUAGACCUUCUCCAUAUGAAACACAACGAGCCUGGUAUGGAAAACAUUCAAAGAUACCCUCUUUUACUUUUACAUGGAUUGCUACAAAGCUGUGGAGCAUACGCUUCAACAGGCAGAGCCUCUCUAGCUUACUUCUUUCAUCAGGCCGGUUUUGAUGUUUGGUUAGGUAACAACAGAUGUGGCUUGAACCCAGAUUGGAACAAAAAUAAGAUAGAUAAACCCCAUUGGUUCAAUAAGUGGGAUUGGGACAUUAAAGAUUUUGUGAAGUAUGAUAUCAGAGCAUUAGUGGAACAAGUUAAAAGCAGGACUGGUUUUUCAAAAAUUACUUUAAUAGGCCAUUCUCAAGGAACAACACAAAGUUUGCUAGGCUUAAUCAAUGGUCCAGAACUUUAUGAUGAACCAGAUAAAUUCACACUAAUUGAUUCCCUAGAUAACUUCAUUGCCCUGGCACCAGCAAUAUAUCCUGGCCCACUACUAGAUGAAAAAAUGUUUGUGAGAUUUAUGGCGGCUAGCAUAGAUAGCCCCUGGGUGUUUGGACAGAAAUCUUUUAUUCCUUUCAUGAUGAGAAUGAGAAAGUUAAUGGCUGGAACCAAGAUGUUCUCUUUUUUCUCAUACAUCAUGUUCAAUUAUAUGUUUGAUUGGAAUGAUAAACUAUGGGACAAGAAACUAAGAGACCGCUGUUUCCUUUUCUCCCCAGUUUACGUGUCAGUCAAGCUAAUGAGAUGGUGGUUAACUCCGGACAGAAGUAUUACUGGAUUUAAAAAUGGUGCACAUAAGCUUUUCCCCGACACCAAAACAUGGUUUCCUGUUCUAUCUGAUACCUCAUCAUCAAGCUCUUCCUUAAACCUAAAGAAUGUCCCUAAUCAUUUAAAUGCUCCUAGAGAGACUGCAAAUGAUUUCCCACAUAUCAUGCUUUUUGCACCAAAACAAGAUAGAUUAGUGGAUGGGGAAAGGUUAAUCAACCACUUUAUAAAUUACGAAUCGCGUGAUAUCUAUAAGAUCUGGUAUAUCGAUGAGUAUUCGCAUUUAGAUGUCCUAUGGGCAAAAGAUGUCAUCGAGAGAAUAGGGAAACCAAUUGUUGAGAACAUGAGAAUACCAUCUAAUGAAACAGUGCACAACUGA
Nakaseomyces glabratus is the source of this 1626-nucleotide messenger RNA. RefSeq names its product sterol esterase (gene YEH2). Lineage: Eukaryota; Fungi; Ascomycota; Saccharomycetes; Saccharomycetales; Saccharomycetaceae. The record is from RefSeq and is a predicted model, not a curated record. Gene Ontology annotation, biological process: lipid metabolic process.